UGGUUGUUUACUCCGUCACUCUCUCUCUCUGAAACUGCAACCGAAAGAAGAAGCGAUAGCGUUUCGUCUAUCCUCAUUCAGACAAGCCGACAAGUGUUGUCGACAUCUCUUCAAGCUUUUUGACUUACAAAUUCGUGUUGUUAAGUCAGUUCCUGAAUCUUCCGCCCCUAAAGAUAAGAGUUUGAGAUCAGCAAUGGAGACAGCAGAUCUAAAUGAUUAUACAGUUAUCAAGGAAGGAGAAGCUGAGAUUCUAAUGCACAAGAAGAACAAAGUCUUCUUCAACAAAGCUCAGGUGAAUAAUAGGGACAUGUCCAUUGCUGUCCUGAGGGCGUUUAUAUCCAAACGCAAGCAAGAGCAUGAUGCGAUGUUAUCCAAAAGAGCUAGAUCUUCUGGUAAAGUGGUUGAAAAGGAUGUCUCUGAAGUUUCCAAGGAAGGAGCUCCUACUGAAAACGGUGAGGAUAAUGGUAAAACUAACGGAGAAGAACAUGAGGCAUCAUCUAAGGAUGGAUCGAAGGAAGCUGCCAAGACCACGUAUGAACCGGCCCGAAGGGAACUCAAGCCGCCAAGAGUCCUUGAGGCACUGUCAGCUUCUGGGUUGCGGGCUUUGAGAUACGCUCGUGAAGUUGAAGGAAUUGGUCAAGUUGUGGCUUUAGAUAAUGACCCAGCAUCGGUUGAAGCUUGCCAGAGAAACAUAAAGUUCAAUGGCUUGAUGUCUACUUCAAAGGUCGAGUCACAUCUCACUGAUGCUCGUGUCCAUAUGCUCACCAACCCAAAAGAAUUCGAUGUGGUUGAUCUUGAUCCAUAUGGUGCGCCGUCUAUCUUCCUUGAUUCAGCUGUUCAAUCAGUUGCCGAUGGUGGGUUGCUCAUGUGUACAGCAACUGACAUGGCAGUGUUGUGUGGUGCUAAUGGUGAGGUUUGCUAUUCCAAAUAUGGUUCCUAUCCACUGAAAGGCAAAUAUUGUCACGAGAUGGCCUUGCGGAUCCUCCUCGCUAGCAUUGAGAGCCAUGCUAACCGCUACAAGCGGUAUAUCGUUCCUGUGCUAUCAGUCCAAAUUGAUUUCUACGCCCGUGUUUUCGUCCGUGUCUACACUUCGGCGAGUGCAAUGAAGAACACUCCACUAAAGCUCUCUUACGUCUAUCAAUGCAUUGGUUGUGACUCCUUUCAUCUUCAAUCCGUUGGAAGAUCUCUCCCUAAGCAUAACAGUGUGAGGUAUCAAGCAGGACUUGGUCCCGUUGUUCCUCAGGACUGCACUCACUGUGGGAAGAAAUACAACAUGGGUGGGCCGAUAUGGUCUGCUCCAAUGCAUGAUCAAGAAUGGGUGACUUCGAUACUGAACGGUGUUAAGUCCAUGAAAGAUAGAUAUCCUGCUUACAACAAAAUAUGCUCUAUGCUUACCACAAUCUCAGAGGAACUGCCAGAUGUUCCGCUCUUUUUGAGCCUUCACAAUCUCGCUGCAACGCUGAAAUGUACUUCGCCUUCAGCUGCUAUGUUUAGAUCAGCUGUGAUCAAUGCAAAGUACCGUGUCUCCGGGUCACAUGUGAACCCUCUCGGGAUUAAAACUGAUGCUCCUAUGGAGAUCAUCUGGGACAUCAUGCGUUGCUGGGUGAAGAAUCAUCCUGUGAAGGCGCAGUCACCUGACCAUCCUGGGAGUGUGAUUCUGUCUAAAGAACCGUCUCAUCAGGCUGACUUUUCGCGCCACGUUGGUUCACUAAGCAAAGCACAGGUGAAGAAAGUAGCGAGGUUUCUGCCGAAUCCAGAGAAGCAUUGGGGACCAAAGGUGAGGGCUGGUCGUCAAAUCACAAGCAAACACGUGUCGCUUAUUGGUCAUGAAGCUGUGAACGGUCAUCUCAAUGGCCACAAGGAAGCAGCAGGAGCUGAAGAAGAAGAAGAAGAGGAGAAAGAAGAUGUCGUUGAGGAUGAGCCAGAGAUGAAACGCCAGAAGAUUACAGAGGUUAUUGCCUCGUCAUCAUAGAGGUUAAUGUUUACACAGAAAUUUUAGAUUUUGAACUGCAAAAGAUUUGCUUUUUUUUUUUUUCAUUUGAAACACUAUUCAUCAUGUUCUGCGUUUUUGUUCAAAGCACACAUAUUGAACUUUUAAAUAUCGAUUUUUUAAUCUUA
Messenger RNA from Brassica oleracea var. oleracea, 2118 nucleotides. RefSeq names its product probable tRNA (guanine(26)-N(2))-dimethyltransferase 1. The transcript is spliced from 11 exons. The record is from RefSeq and is a predicted model, not a curated record. Bases 194 to 1972 code for a protein of 592 amino acids. Gene Ontology annotation, cellular component: nucleus. NCBI's taxonomy places the organism in Eukaryota, Viridiplantae, Streptophyta, Magnoliopsida, Brassicales, Brassicaceae. Gene Ontology annotation, molecular function: RNA binding. Gene Ontology annotation, biological process: tRNA N2-guanine methylation.